Molecule: messenger RNA, 2008 nt
Organism: Danio aesculapii
Lineage: Eukaryota; Metazoa; Chordata; Actinopteri; Cypriniformes; Danionidae
Gene: vat1l
Product: vesicle amine transport 1-like
Exons: 9
Coding region: 157-1473 (438 amino acids)
Molecular function (GO): oxidoreductase activity; zinc ion binding
Source: RefSeq, a predicted model, not a curated record
UAUAGGAAAGCAGUUAUGUUUAACAAUUCUCCUGAAGAUGGAAGUUCUGUGUUUGGUGUUUGCUUUACAAGUUCGGUGAUUUACAAUUCAGUACGAAUCGAUUCGAAUGACCGGUUCAAAUGAAUGAUUCGCUAAAGAUUCGGAUAUCAGCUGCGGAUGGUGCGGCAGGAGCAGCCGAGAGCGCAGUCUCCGGGAGGGUUUCGGCAGACCGUUAGGCUGUUCACAUCGUCUUCAGACAUGGCAACGGAGGGCACGGAGAUCGCUGAAGAGACCGAGCAAAUGAUAGACCAGAAGGAGCCGGAGAAUCCCGUCUCUGCGGUGGUAGAUUCAAAAGAGAUGCGGGCUGUGGUUCUGACGGGCUUUGGUGGACUAAACAAACUCAAAGUCACCAAGAAACCAAUGCCAGAGCCUCAAGAAGGAGAAGUCAAAAUUCGCGUGAAAGCAUGUGGAUUGAACUUUCUUGAUCUAAUGGUACGUCAAGGAAAUAUUGAUAAUCCUCCAAAAACACCUCUUGUGCCUGGAUUUGAGUGUUCUGGGAUUGUGGAGUCUGUGGGAGAGAACACCAAAGGCUUCGAGAUCGGCGACAGAGUGAUGGCCUUUGUAAACUACAAUGCCUGGGCAGAGGUUGUAUGCUCACCGCUGGAUUUCGUGUUUAAGAUCCCAGACGACAUGACAUUCCCAGAGGCGGCUGCCUUCUCAUUGAACUUUGUGGCUGCCUACAUGAUGCUGUUUGAAGUGGCCAAUCUCCGGGAGGGGAUGUCUGUAUUAGUGCACUCAGCAGGAGGUGGGGUGGGUCAAGCAGUCGCUCAACUUUGUUCCACGGUCCCCAAUGUCACUGUGUUUGGAACCGCCUCGCCUUUCAAACACGAAGCCAUAAAGCAUUCAGUCACUCAUCUGUUUGACAGAAAUCUCGACUAUGUUCCAGAAGUUAAGAAAAUAUCUCCAGAAGGAGUAGACAUCGUACUGGACUGUUUGUGUGGAGAAAACACAGGAAAAAGCCUCACUUUGCUCAAGCCCAUGGGAACAUACAUCCUGUAUGGUUCCUCAAACAUGGUGACAGGAGAGACAAAAAGUUUCUUCAGUUUCGCAAAAUCUUGGUGGCAGGUUGAAAAGGUAAACCCUAUUAAACUCUAUGAGGAGAAUAAAGUCAUGGCCGGAUUCUCGCUCCUUAACCUCCUGUUCAAGCAAGGUGGAUGCAGACAAGUCCAAACUGCAGUGCAAAAACUUCUUUCCCUCUAUGAGCAAAAGAAGAUCAAGCCUGUCGUGGAUUCCCUGUGGGCGCUUGAGGAGGUGAAGGAAGCCAUGCAGAGAAUCCAUGACAGAGGUAACAUAGGGAAGCUCAUUCUGGACGUGGAAAAGUCUCCUACGCCUUUGAUGGCCAAUGACAGCACAGAGACCAGUGAAGCCGGCGAGGAGGAAGAGGAGCAAGAGGGAGACAAUGACAACAAGGAGCGAAUGCCCUUCAUUCAGUAAAACUACGCUCAACCAGAGACUCUCAUAAACCUGAUCUGAGCUCUGUGUGCCAUUGUGACCUGUAUGUGUUGUGUUUGGUCUUUUGUUUGUGUGUAUCUUCGACAAUGCAGUCAGAUAUACCCCAGAAAAAAACACUCAUGGUGUUAAAUGUUCGACUGAUGUGCCAUUCUUAGUGCUGUGUUGAGUUGUUGCAGUGUUUUAGACCAUAGUGUUCUUGUAGGAUUGACUCUUCAGUUGUGUUUUGCAUUUCGGAUGUUUUAUUUGGCCUCGUCAAUCAGCGGAUUGACAGAUGGCUGUGGUCAAAGUCCAAAAUUUACACUUGCCAAAAGACAAAUGGAAGUCAAACUUGGUUUUGGCGAGAAAAUGAAAGGAGAAGUUCACCCAAAAUCUGAAUUCUGUCAUUUAUUACUCAUUCUCAUGUCAUUUCAAUCCCCUGAGACCUCCGUUCAUCUUCACAACACAAGUUAAGAUAUUUUAGAUGAAAUCCAAGAGCUUUCUCACCAUCCAUAAACAGCAAUGGUCCCGAAACAUUUAA